AUGAGCAACAACAUCCUCAACAGCAAUAAGUCGAAGUUCAUAAUAAACACUUCUGUUGAGUAUUUUGCGGCUAGCGUAAGCGGUGGCCCGACUGCUGACGAGCAUCUGUCUGCCGUACAGGAGUUCCUCGAGAACGAUGAACUGACCGUCAUCGCAGCGGUGCAUAACAAAUCGGAUGGCAGCAUAAAAUUUCAUCAUCGCAUACCUGGUGACGAGGUUUGCUUGCUAUUUUACAAGAUACCGCAGGCUGGCGGCGGCAAGAGUGAGGCAUACGACCAACCGCUUGGUAUUUUGACGCUCGAGGGCGGAUUGGUCAAGUCAAUUUACAAUUCUGUUUCGCGUGUAUUCUCACCGCAAGCUGAAGCCAGGAAAACCGAAUACAGUUCAGAGUUGAGCGGUCUGCUUGAAAAUUUACAUGUUUCUUUGGGUUCAACUUUGGGUUUACCGCAAAGUGGCAUUACAUCACUGAGAGAUGAAAUUAAACAUUGGCGACAGAAAUUAAAUCAGAAGUCCAGUUCUCGCAUUGACCGUGAAAUGUCUCAAGCUUUUAUUGGUUUACUUGAGAAUAUUGACAAACAGAUGAGUUCGAUGGCUUAUACAAACACCGGCACGAGUAUUGAAGAGUUCCUAGACAGUUCACACAAUCUUCUAGAUGAGCUGUGGCGCUUACCRUACCAGUAUCCACAGGCACGUAUGGCUGACUUAUUGGAUAUCAUAGGUAAUCGACUGAUAGCAAUAUGUGCAGAACAACUGGUAAUGGAGGAUAUGUGGAGUUUGAACUCACAUAACGUCAACCCGCAAAUGAGUCAAUGCAUUGAUACAGCCGAAUCCUGGAUGCAACUUUGUGACUCACUUACACGCCUCUUCUGGCCUAAUUAUGUGCAGCAUCCCUGGRUUGGUGAGCCACAUGUGUCUAAGCGAGCACAACAGUUUAAAGAACGGAUUUUAGAGAUAAAGAACAUCAGGAAUCUCUACAAACAAAUUGCCACCUUAUUAGACGAUGAAGAAAUGCAGAGCAUGCUAUUUGAGACUUCACCAUUUAAAGAAGUCAAUAUUUUCGACACCACCCCUUUGGGUCAAUCGAGGUGGAAUAAAGCUUUACAACACUUUGAACAAGUGCUGCAACCCAUUGACGAACGCAUUGCCUCUGCACUGAAAGCUCAACUUCAUAACCACCUCAGCAAUCCACGGCAAGUUAUAUUCAUUUUCUCAAAAUAUGAAACACUCAUACAGCGCCCAGCUGUGCUAGAGCUAUUGACGAUCGAACGAGAACAGUUUCUGCAGUCCUUGCAAUUUCUGUUGCAAGAUUUGCGCAAAGCAAUGUCCGAUACGAAUAUGGAACCCGAUACCGGUCAUCUAUCGGUGAUUUGCAAUGAAUGUCGUUGGUUAAARGUCGUGCAAUAUCAGAUACAGGAAAUUGAGACAGUUAGUCAUUUGAUCAGUGGUCGUGAGGGUUUCGACAAGCUUAACAAGGCGGUGCAAGAGAUCAAAGAGGAGACAGAGUCUUUACUACGCACCAACUUUGAGAUUUGGUGUGGACAGUGUUCCACAAACGUGAAGAGUGGAGAGUUAAGAUUGCGAGAAGAUCAACCUGUCGUUAAGUUCGAGAAGGAAGGUCGACAGUUAAUGCGCGUUACAUUCAAUCCGAAAUUGGUUACUUUCUGUCAGGAUGUGCGAGAAUUCGAAAAUCUCGGUUACAACGUGCCUUCAGAACUGCGUUCAUCAGCUGCACAUGCCGCCAAAUUUAUGAGCUAUGCACGACGUCUGCAACAGAUCGCAACGUUUCACAAUACAAUUGGCGAUCGUAUGAUACCAUGUGAGAGACCGAUCAUGUUGAAGAAUGCGGUAGAGUUGUCGAAAGUAGUGCAGAGUGAGACGGUGGCCUGGAAUGAUGAAGAGUCGGUGCAACGUUACAUAGAUAUGCUGCAAAGUGCUGUUUCGAAGCUAUCUGCCGAUAACACCCUUCUAGUGGGCUACCAUGAGCAGGCAAAAAGAUCGGUAAUUAAACUAAUGAAUACCGAUUUAUUCACACAAAACCAAGUGUGGAAGGAUGAAAUGCGACAUCUGCGUGAGCUGGUGGCAACAAUGGAGCGUCAAGGAUAUACCAACUUGGAUGCUUUCAAAUUACAUUGGGACCAUCAACUAUAUAAGGUUUUGGAAUACCAGUACAUCAUCGGCCUUGUAGAUAUGAAUAAUAAACUGCCAGAUAUACAUAUCGAUAUUUUAUUCAGACAACGUCAGCUUUGUUACCGUCCACCCGAAGAAGAGAUACGCGAAAAAUACUUUACUCAACUUCGACGCUUUAUCGAACGACCCAGUAGUUUUCGGGGACUGUCAGACAACAGUACUGAGCUAUUCAAAACAAUGAUUGAAAUUAAUCGCCGCUACUUCGGACCACUCUUCGAACGCGCCGAGGAACUAUUUCGGAAGCUUGAAGAAUUCAAAAAGAUCUGGUUGCCUUGGGUCGCAUUAGGUUGUGUUGACAUAGAGGAGUUAUCUGAUAUACACCUAACAACAUCGGAGGACUGGGAUCGUGAGUUUAGAGCAUGCAAAAAUUUCGGCCAGAAAAUUGCAAAAAUUCAGAACUCCGAAGAGGCUAUUGACUGCAUCAUUAUCAAUACUUCGCCAUUGCGUUCGGAAAUUGAGUUGAUUAGUCGACGAUAUUGGGAAUCAUUGACCAACAGCUUGAGAACGGCAAUUGUCAAUGACGUCACCGUAUUACAGGAGUUUUUGCAGAACUCACUACAGUUUCUGAAUAAUGUACCCAUGGAAGAGACUUCCAUAACUGAGUCCGGCAUGAAAUAUGAAAAAAUGAUGUCGGAACUACCGAAGAUAUCAGAAACGCUUGAUUCGGUAAAAAGUAAAGACGCCUGCCUCGCUGGUUGGUGCAAAGAGCGUGUCACCGCCUUAGCUAAUAUUCUAUUGCAAUGGGAACGGCUACAGCCUCUUAUUGAAAAUCAUGCGGUUGUACUUCAACGUCAAGUCGAUAUGCUAAAGGAUCAAGCGCACUCGCAAUUGCAGAAUUUACAAAAUGAAGCCGAGAAAUUUCUGCUUCGCUGGGAAUCCACAAUCAAUGAACUAGAGAGCAAUGAAGACGCCACCUUAGAACUUUUUAAGGAACGUCGUGAGCAUUGGCAGCAAAUAAAGACAAGAAAAACACAAUUGCUAGAGGAAUGCAGUAAAUUUAAUAUGCAAUUUCCAACAGAGUUGCUGGCUCCAUUCGAGGAAAUUGAAGAAAAAAUGCUUGUACAGUCGAAACAGUGGGAAGUUUAUGACAACUAUCUUACUGAAUUGAACAGCAUUACCGAUGAAGAGUGGGCCAUCUACCGUCGACGACCUUAUGAGCUGAAUGAGUUCAUCAAUAAGUGGGAGGGUUCAGUGCAUGCGUCCAUCGAUCUGCCUUCCAAGCGUAUACGUCAAAGUGUGGAGCGGCUACAGGAGGUUAUGCCUAUAUUACAACAAUUACAAUCCGAUACUUUAACGGAGCGCCACUGGGCUCGCAUUUUUAUGCUGUUGAACAAGCCGGAUCCAAAACCUAUGCACACCCUACUUUUGCGUGAUGUAUUAGAAAAUUGUGGAGCUCUCCAACAGGCCUCUGCGGAAAUAACAAAACUCGUGAAACAAGCAGCUUCGGAGCAAAUUGUUCGUCAAGCCUUAACCGAAUUGGAUCAGUGGUCGGUAACGGCUAACCUAAAGCUGAUAAAUCACAACGAUUCUGACGGCAAAGCAUUAUCACUUAUUAAGGACUACCAGGAGGUGUUAAACAAAAUUGGCGAUAAUCAGUCCCUAUUGCAGUCAGCUAAAAAUUCAGCAGCUUUUGAGGCAUUCUCAGAUCAGGCAGACUUAUGGGAGAGUCGACUAAGUACAUUGGAUACGCUUCUAACAAGUUUAAGUCAAUCGCAAAGACGUUGGGUGUAUCUGGAGCCUGUUUUCGGUGCGGGCACCUUACGUAAUGAAGAGGCACUAUUUCGUCGUAUUGACAAGGAUUUUCGCUAUGUGAUGCGUGAAAUUCAAGCGGAUCCUCGAGUAAUAUCACUUACCAAGAUUAAUAACAUAUCAACUAUUGUGAAUUCGCUAGAAACGCAGCUAGCGCGUUGUCAAAACAAUCUCAUGACCUAUAUUUUCGACAAACGAAAUUCAUUUCCACGCUUUUAUUUUCUUGGUGAUGAUGACUUACUCGAGUUAUUGGGACAGGCAACAAAGGAUGCUGAAAUUAUACAAAAACAUAUUAAAAAGCUCUUCCCCGGCUGCCAUAGUCUGGGCAUAGCAAAAUCACUGAGCGAAGAACCGACUGUGUACACCAUACAAUCUGUGCAAAGUGCCGAAGGCGAUGUGCUGCAGUUGCAACAAGUCGUGCCUAUGAAGGGUCCCAUUGAGGAUUGGCUCAAUCACUUAAUUAACUCCAUACAGCGUACACUCAAGGAUGCAAUAUUUGAAUGCUACACAGUCACAGGGGCCGACAAAUUCUCCGAGUCGAUGCUGCGAAAAUACCCCAUCCAAGUAUUAAGCACCAGUCGCGCCAUCCAAUUCACCCACGAAGCCGAGAAAGCCAUACAGUCUAUGUCGUUGCGAAAACUGCAUCAGGCGUUGAACACUGAAAUAACACACUUCGCCAAUAUGAAAAACCAAACAAACGACACACUGCUUCAGAUUAAACUGCGCGCACUGCUCUUCGAUUUGGUGCACUACGCGUCGGUGGUGGAGGGCCUACAGCAGCAUAAUGUUAUGCACAGCACCGAUUGGCAUUGGCUGAGCCAGUUGAAGUUCUAUUUGGCCGGCACUGACGGACGCUUAGUCGUGAUGCGUAUGGUUUACGCUGAGUUCGAGUACUCGUACGAAUUUCUCGGCAAUCCCAAUAAGCUGGUGAACACCAAGCUGACGCACAAAUGUUAUCUCAUCCUCACACAAGCGAUGCAUAUGGGGCUGGGUGGCAAUCCGUUCGGACCGGCUGGCACUGGCAAAACAGAGUGUGUGAAAGCUUUGAGCGCCAUGUUGGGUCGCUUAGUGUUGGUUUUCAACUGUGAUGAGAAUGUGGACACUGAAUCGAUGAACCUAAUUUUAACUGGACUGGCGCGAUGCGGCGCUUGGGGCUGCUUUGAUGAAUUCAAUCGUCUGCAUGAAGCAACGCUCUCGGCAAUUUCUAUGCUAAUACAACCCAUACAGAUGGCUUUAAAGGAUAAGGCCGAUGUGGUGCAAAUUGGCGAGAGAAACGUCAAGCUCAAUCAGCAUUGCGGUAUUUUUGUCACAUUAAAUCCAGCUGGCGCCGACUAUGGAGGCCGCCAAAAAUUACCCGGGAACAUACAAGCACUCUUUCGGCCAAUUGUGAUGCAACAACCAGAGCCGUUGGAAAUAUCACGUGUCAUGCUAUUUGUGGAGGGAUUUCAACACGCCAACGAAAUUGCCGAACGCAUUGUCGAACUCUUCGAUUUGUGCACAAAAAUGUUAUCCGCCCAACGCCACUAUGAUUGGGGCUUACGCGAGUUGAAAACCAUUUUACUAGCUUGCGGCGCUGAACUACGUACUCAGUUAAGCAACAACAAAAAGCUCAAGAGCAUUGACAUUACAACAGCAGACACUACGGUUAACAGUUUGAAUAUGGAAAUGUCAACUGUAGUAUACAUGUUACGCAUGUCCAUUCUAUCGAAACUCCAUCUACACGAUGUGGCGCGAUUCGAUAUGUUGGUGACAAACGUUUUUCCGGAAAUUGAAAAAGUCGCUUUUUGCAAAUCUGAGCUGCAAMAAGCGUUAGUUGAGGCCUUUGGGAAACUCGGACUCUGCGUCAACGACAUGCAAAUGGGAAAGGCGCUGCAGUUGCAUGAACAGCUCAACAAGCGUAUGGGAGUGGUGGUAGUAGGACCUCCAGGGUGUGGAAAGUCGACUGUAAUCACAUUGCUAAGACAAGCUUUGAUCGCGACACAAAUCCGACUACAUACAAUCAAUCCRAAAUCGAUGAGUCGCGUUCAACUGCUCGGUCGCCUUGACCCAGACACGCGUCAAUGGAUGGACGGCGUGUUGACCAAUACGGCUGUAAUGGUGAAUGCGGAGCCGUCAAAUAUUCACUCGUGGAUAGUGUGCGAUGGCAGUAUUGAUCCAGAGUGGAUUGAAGCUUUGAAUUCCGUGCUAGAUNGCGAUGGCAGUAUUGAUCCAGAGUGGAUUGAAGCUUUGAAUUCCGUGCUAGAUGAUAAUAGAUUGCUUACRCUGCCUUCAGGUUGGCGCAUACAAUUCGGCAACAACGUCAACUUUAUUUUCGAGACCGAUGACGUACGACACGCUUCGCCAGCGACCAUAUCGCGCAUGGGCAUUGUGAACAUGAGCGCGGCCGACUUUCCACGUACAGAAAUACUGGACUCCAUGCUAGGCAGGAUAGAGUUUGGCGAUUUGCUGCGCAGCUAUAUUGAUGAGCAGUUCAAGCCAGCCGCACAAUGGGUCGAAAAGGAGUAUCUCUACUCUUUACCUGCUCUAGACACAUGGAACUUACUAAGCACUCUGCUGCUGAUGUUGCGCGACGUACAAAGACGCGAUGAGUUCUGUGUAAYAUUAUGCCGUGCUUUAUAUGGGUUUCUGCCAACCGAACGCCACAACGAACUAGCCAAUUACGUAUUUGAACGCGCCAAUAUUUACAUCAGCAAUCCGAAUCACGCUGAACUGGCCUACUUUGAAAACGAACGCGGCGCGAUUGAGUUCUAUGAGUCAGAAAACCUACCGUUAGUGGGCGUAAGCGGCGCGGUGCAGCUUAUACAAACUGCCGCCGUCAAAUCUUAUUUGUGUAUUUUAUGCACCUACUUAAGCGCACCCGCCAACACACCUUUCCUCAUUGUGGGCCCCACAGGAGCGGCCAAGACGCUGUUGAUGCAGCAGGCUAUACAGGAAUAUGCCGGCUAUGAUUUAAUURUCAUUAAUUGUUCGAUGCAACUAACACCCGCCUACGUUUUGCAUUGCUUGAAGCAGAACUGUGUCGUUGUGAGCAGCCUGCGUGGCCGCGAAUUCAAAGCAAGACAAACGCGUGUGGUUUUGUUUCUGAAAAAUCUGGAUCUCUGUUAUUUUGACACUUGGGGCACAAGUGAUGUCAUGGAACUACUGCUGCARUUGGUGCAACGUGCCGGUUUCUACGCAGACAAUUUAGAAUGGGUACAUGUUAGUGGUGUGCAAAUAUGUGGCUCGGUCUCACAGGCUACGACGUCGUUAAUGAGUGGGGGGCUGCAUAAGCUGCCGCCACGUUUUCUGGCGAUAAACAAAUUCCUGCGCGUCAGUUACCCAACCGACGCAGAUAUGUUGACAAUCGUGCAGAGCCAGUUGGAACCCAUAAUGGCAAGCGGACACUUUAAAACGGCGGGAAUGAACGUGCAGUAUGUGGUUGAGGGACUCUUGGAAUUAUUCAAGAAAGUGCGUGCAACUUUCUCARCUUCGUCUCACGCGUGGGAGCAUUACAAUUUCAAUCCAAAGUUCAUAAUGAAAUURUUGCACAAUCUUAAAUAUUAUCCCGCCGAGGCCUUCAACGAGGCUUUAUGUGCGGAAGUGAUUUCUAUAUUCGAAGAUCGCUUGGCCAGUACGUCAGAUGUGCAUGAAUUUCAGAGUCUCUUCAGACAGACAAUGCGUAAAUUCUAUGGCAGAGAGAAAGUAUUCUUCGUGCCCAGGACGACGCAGCACAACGCUGAGCUUUGCGCGCUCGCACACGAUGAGUGGUUGGAAGAGUUGCAGAAACAGAUAACGAUUUGCAAUGCCGAGUCCUUCGUGAUUGACCAACCGAUUACCAGAGAGCUACUUGAUUUGACAGCAAAAGUGGCACGAGURCUAGCGCGUGAUGAGACACAUCUGCUGAUGCUUUCGCGCCCUGGUGGCAGGCAUGUGGAUGCGCUCUACGCGGCMGCCAAWCUGCAGCAAGCCAAAAUUUAUAUCACACAAGGAGGACCUGGAUAUGGCAUACAAGAUUUCUACAAUGACUUAAAAUUGGCCAUGCAAACUGCAGCGCUUGAGAAUCAAUGCACUAUACUACUCAUAGAGCACUGCUGGAUCACGUUUGCGCCGGAUAUUUUAAAACCAAUUGAWGCGCUGCUUGAAGGCAGCGAAAUACUGAACUUAUUCGGCGAAGAUCUGGAAUCUAUAGCAAGUUCACUUAAGCAUGCUGCACAGUUGGAGGGUUUCCAGGAGUCUAUAAGCGCCUACUUUUUGAAAAAGGCUAAGAAAAAUUUGCACCUCAUCAUCGCGCUGGAUCCAGCUAAUACCGCGCUUAACGGGUUGUUUAGCAAGUUUCCGGCGCUUUACCGUAACAUGGAGUUGUAUUUCAUACGUGCUCCCUCCACCGAAACGCAGAAUCAACUGCCAAAGAAAUAUAUUGAAUUGCUUGGCGAGGCUACGGGCAGCAGAGGCGCUGUGCCUGUAUUUUCCUACUUUACCGACGCUGUGGAAAGCUUGGUAAUGCAGCAGGCACCGAAGCGUUAUUAUCAACUGAUAUGCACCUACUAUUAUAUUUACACCAAUUUUGCCAAGGACAUAAACAAGAGGCUGGUCAAAUUACAGCAUGGCGUUGACAAAUUGGCCGCGGCGCACAACGUUGUAGACACGCUCAAAUCGAACGCCAGUCAACAAGAGGAGGCGCUCGCUGAUAAACGCAAACUGGCCAACGAUGCGCUCGAAAUGAUUUCGGCAACUAUGCGUAGUGCCAACGAUCAGAAGACCAACAUGCUGGAACUGAAGAAGAAGACACAGGAAAGCAGCGAACAACUGAAAGARCGUCAGAAGGAGAUACAAAAGGAACUCGCCGAAGUGGAACCCAUACUCGCCGAGGCAAGCACAGCAGUGGGUCAGAUAAAAUCGGAAGCGCUCUCCGAGAUACGCUCACUGCGUGCGCCGCCCGAGACUAUACGUGACAUACUUGAGGGCGUCUUGCGGCUGAUGGGUAUACGUGAUACUUCGUGGAAUAGCAUGAAGACCUUUCUGGCGAAACGUGGUGUAAAAGAAGAUAUACGCUCGUUGGAUCCGGCACAUAUAAAUCCRGAUCAUUGUGCCGCUGUAGAGAAGUUAUUGGAUGCGAAAGCAGAAUCCUUUGAGAUGAAGAAUGCCAAACGCGCUUCUGCCGCUGCGGCACCACUUGCCGCCUGGGUGAAGGCCAGCGUGCGCUACUCGAAGGUCAUACAAAGCAUACGUCCACUUGAGCGCGAACAAAACGAACUMCAGCGCAACUUAGACGUAGCCGAAGGUGAAAUGCAAAGCUUAAUGAGCGGCUUAGAUGAUGUGGACAAACGCGUAAAGCAGUUGUCAGCCAAACUGAAUGCUUACACACAGGAAGCAGCAGUGCUGGAGAUUAAGUUGGACGAUGCGCGUAAAACGCUGCAUGCCGCUGAGGUGCUAAUUGAGAAACUUAACUCUGAGUUCCAUACAUGGAGCAUCCAGCUGGAGGAAUAUAAGACAUCACAUAAAACUCUGGACACCAAAUCGCUGUURAUUGCGCUAGCCAUCAACUACUUUUCACAUCUGACUUUGGAGCGCAGAAGCUUCAGUAUGGAUCGCCUACUUGGCGAACUGCAGCUGCGRCCAUUUGAUCUACGUAAGAGCUUACUCACCGAGCAGGAACAAAUUAUUUGGGAGAGUAUGGGUCUCGCAUCUGAUGCGCAGAUAAUCGAAAACGCCGCGUUACUACGUCAAAUGGUUGACCUGCCUUAUGGCAGCUGCCCCAUACCUUUGGUCUUAGACCCGACACAGACAGCCAUCAAAUGGUUGGAGGAAUAUUUGCGCUCCAAAGCCAGACCUUACGACAUCACUACACAAAAUAAUGAACGUUUGGGCUACGUGCUUGAACUGGCCGUCCGUUUUGGCAAAGUACUCGUGGUGCAGGAUUGUCAACAGAUACGUCCGCCACUGCUACAAUUAUUGCUUGGACGCUUUUUCGUCAAGUUCGGCAAGAAACAGGUAGAAGUGGGCUCAAAAAUGAUCGAUCUACAYGAACAAUUUCAGCUUGUACUCUUUACCAAGACUAAUAAGUUGAACAUUCAACCUGAAACUUUGAGCUAUUUGACUUGUAUACCUUUUACCGUUACCGCGAUUGGCCUAGCGGAUCAACUCAUGUCAAAAGCAAUAGUUUUGAAGAAUCCAGAACUGGAACGUAAACGUAUAGAAUUGUUGAAAAAUGAAGGUGUGCUCUUGAAGCAACGCAUCGAAUUAGAGGACAAACUGCUGGAAGAGCUCUCCACAGCACAAGGUGACAUUUUGAAGAAUGACAUGCUAUUGAGCACGCUUAAUGAGGUCAAAGAGAGUAGCAAUGUCAUUGAUAAGUCACUUAAGGAAAGUGCGCGUGUGAAGGAGUCACUGCUUUCAGACUUUACGAAUCUACGAGGGCUUUGCACACAGUCAGCGAAAUUUUACAUGGAACUCACUGUAACGUACGAAUUGCCAGCCUUAGCGUACAUUCAACUAUUUCUGAACUCACUGCAGACAUUUGAARCUCACAACGCUAGUUCUUCAAGCGAAAAACGAAUCUAUGAGCAAGUGGUCGCAGCGACUUUUCAAUACUUGGCGCGCGCAAUAUCGCGUACGAGCCAUUUAACGUUGGCGUUAUAUGUGUGUAAGUGCGCCUAUCCAGAGCGCAUACCAGCCGCUGAAUGGGAAAUGUUCGUCACGAAUUUUAUGAUSGCAGCUGACGCCAGCAUGGGCAGCGCAGWUUUGGGUWCACAAAUGCCUGAUUAYAUGUCGCAAGAAGCAGUACUUAAACUGAGGAUUUUGCUGACGCAAGUGCCACAACUAGAAGAGCAGUUGCAAUUGCAGAAAGAUUACGCCUGGCGCAGUUUCAUAGUGGAUCAGCUACAGGACAUUCCAGGGGACAUCCAAUCCGCCUUUCAUCGGGUACUCAUCGUGCAGAUAUUUCGAGCAGACCUUUUGUUCCUGCAGUUACGSCGCACAGCUGUUGAAAUAUUAGGAAUUUCCCCAGAUGCUGUGCCACAGCCAACUGUGGAUCAACUUGCCGAUGAAAACACUGAAAACAAACCCAUUCUUGUAAUUACACAAACAGAAAAUGAUCCAGGCACUGAAAUUAGGAGUGCUGCGAUCAAAAAAAUUGGUUUGGAAAAAUAUACAGAACUUUCCGUUGGGCGUGGUAUGGAACGUCGAGCACUAGAAGCUGUGCGACAAGCAGCUGAGGUCGGCARGUGGAUAUGCAUAAAAAAUGUGCAUCUGGUGCCAGAUUGGUUGUCAGAUCUGGAUCGUGAACUUGAGCUUUUGAAGAAACGUGAUGGCUUUCGCUUAUGGCUUACUUGUGAAUCAACUAGUGGCUUCAAUGAGACGAUUAUGUACAAGUUUGUAAAAAUAUUGUAUGAAUUUCCAAACGGUAUUAAGCAAAAGGUUCGACGCAUGUUACAAAACUUUACGUUAAGUGAAUAUCGCGGCAUUUCGAAGGACGCUAAGCUUGUUAAAAUACGAGUUGUGAUUUUCAUCGUUGCUGCGGUGCUGCAGGAGCGGCGCAAAUUCAUUCCACAGGGUUGGUCCAAAUACUACGAGUUUGGUGAGGCCGAUUUGAAAGCUGCAAUGGAAAUCCUGCUAUGGCUGGAUAAAACUAUGAGCAGCGGUCGUUGUGAUUGGACGAUUUUGCAACGUUUGUGUGAAAAUGUUGCUUUUGGUGGGCGCAUAAGCAAUGCACGUGAUAUAAAAGUGUUGCAGCGGUAUUUAGAAGAGUUUUGUUCAGCUGAAGUUCUAAGCAAUCGUUGGACCACAUUAAAUACGAAAGUUAUUGUACCUACAAGUUCCCAAGUGCUUGAUUAUAUCAGCGCRAUUUCGAAAUUUCCCGAUUCAGAUGAACCAGAAGUAUUCCACUUGUCAAACUAUACAAACAUCAAUCGUGAAAUUGAACAUUCUAAGAAUAUUAUUAACGAGUUACGAGCUUCAUACUAUAAAAAACCAGAUAGUGCAGAAGAAUCAGUUGAACGUGAGCUGGAAAGCACUGACUUGAAUAAAUUAGAAAAACAAAUUAAACCGAUAUUGGCACUUUGGAAGAAACUAGCUGUUAAAUGUACAAUUCAAAAAACUCUCGAGGAUAUGAAUGCUUCUUCGCAACUUGCAUCACCAUGGCAACUAUUCAUUGCGACAGAACUAAGAACAGCAGCCAAGUGUUUCCAAGAAGUACACCAUACGCUGUCACUCAUACAUAAUUGGCUCAAGGCUGGUUCUAAAAAUACCAAAACCGCGGUAGACUUUAAUUUAUUACAAACCCUGGCGGAAAAUCAAAUACCAGCCUCUUGGCGACGCUGCUGGUGUGGCCCAACAACAGCAAUUGAUUACAUACGCGGCCUAGUGUUACGUGCACAAGCCGCAGAAGUGCGUUAUCGUUCAGACAUUCACUUGGAAUUUGGCCAGAAAAUAGACCUGUCCGCUGUUUUCAAUUGCGGCACUUUAUUCUCUAGCCUCAAGCUGACAAAUUCAGUACAAUUGAAAACUUCUUGUAAGGAUCUUCAGCUUGUCACCAACGUAGUAAACAACAGUAUGGAACACGGUGGACAAGCAGUCGGUUCUAUUAUUACCAUAGCACCGCUGAAGGUGGAUGGUGCAGUUUUCACAUAUGGAAAACUUACAAUAAAAGCAAAUGCAGAUAGUCGAUCACUGGAUCAUAGAUCUCCUGAAAUUUCAUUUACCUUUACACCCUACACCAGUGCUGAGGACAAAACGACUGUACAAAAACCAGCUGCUGGUUUUCUGAAAUUACCUCUGUACUCAAAUGUUAGUCGUGAAAAGUUGCUCUGUUUGGUGGACACUCCAACCACCGAAGCUGCGGAUUUGGUGUUACUAUCCGGAGCAGCACUCAUUGUUCCUGAUUUCUAGGAAUAAACGAAAAUAUUUUUCUUUAAUUACUUUCAAAUAUUUAAGUUAUUGUUAGUGGGCUUAUUACCAUCAAUAUAAUAAAUUAACAUUGAGAAUUAGU
Bactrocera latifrons is the source of this 12901-nucleotide messenger RNA. It is a transcript of the gene btv, whose product is annotated as cytoplasmic dynein 2 heavy chain 1. The record is from RefSeq and is a predicted model, not a curated record. Gene Ontology annotation, cellular component: dynein complex. The coding region runs from base 1 to 12801 and encodes 4266 amino acids. Gene Ontology annotation, molecular function: ATP hydrolysis activity; dynein light intermediate chain binding; minus-end-directed microtubule motor activity. NCBI's taxonomy places the organism in Eukaryota, Metazoa, Arthropoda, Insecta, Diptera, Tephritidae. Gene Ontology annotation, biological process: microtubule-based movement. The transcript is spliced from 37 exons.